Letharia lupina is the source of this 366-nucleotide messenger RNA. RefSeq lists its product as uncharacterized. The transcript has 2 exons. NCBI's taxonomy places the organism in Eukaryota, Fungi, Ascomycota, Lecanoromycetes, Lecanorales, Parmeliaceae. The record is from RefSeq and is a predicted model, not a curated record. Bases 1 to 366 code for a protein of 121 amino acids.
AUGACAAAGAAUGUCGAAGUCGGAACGUUUACUAAAACUGCAAUUGUCUUCGAUCGUGUCAAACUACUGGAUGUCGACAUAUUACUUAAAGACAUUGGACUUCUGAGCACGCCGUUCGAGCUGAGGUUCUAUAGCGACUAUCUUGGUGAAGGAAUGCGCGAGGCUCACGAAAAAGGCUGUCGAGCACGAAAAGAAGCUGAAUCUGUGCCUUCCCUAAUCGUGGAAUUUGCGGAGACUAUCGAAACAUUAGUAGUGAAAUCAAGGGACUUGUGGGGGUUUAAAGUAGUCCUGAGGGUGGAGUUCAUUGAUUCUGAUGGAGAUCCUGAAUUGAUGGAACUCGGACGACGGGCCAGUAUUGGACAGUAA